Danio rerio (zebrafish) is the source of this 2157-nucleotide messenger RNA. RefSeq names its product PDZ and LIM domain 5b (gene pdlim5b). Gene Ontology annotation, cellular component: cytoplasm. The record is from RefSeq and is marked provisional. Lineage: Eukaryota; Metazoa; Chordata; Actinopteri; Cypriniformes; Danionidae.
AUUCUCAGUUUGACUUUCCAGCAGCUCACAGGCAGUGAAUUGGACGUUGGCAGUAUUCACCAUGAGCAGCAGCUACAGCGUGUCCCUGAUCGGACCUUCCCCGUGGGGCUUCAGACUUCAGGGCGGCAAGGACUUCAGCAUGCCGCUAACCAUCUCCAAAUUGACAGAUGGAGGAAAGGCGGCUAAAGCCAAGAUCAGUGUUGGUGAUGUGGUUCUGUCCAUCGACGGCAUCCACACUGAGAGAAUGACACACCUGGAGGCCCAGAACAAGAUCAAAGCCUGCAGCGGGAACCUCAACCUCUCACUCAUGAGACCUUCCAGUGUCAUUAAAGUGGAGACACCAAAGGAGGAGCCGCUGGAGAUCAUAAAGCCGGUUCCUAUCAGCCAAACCCCUGCGUCCGCCAGCAGCCCUGUCGGUCUGACCCCUGCCUAUAAUAAGACGGCUCGUCCCUUCGGCGGGGCCACAAACACUGUCCGAUCCGUCAGUCCAUCCCCCGCUGCACCCAAAGCCUCCAUCCCAUCAGCCUCUUCUGCUUUCACUCCUGCUGCUCCCUCCCAGCAGCCGCCGCAGCCUCCAUUCCCUCUUGCUGGCUCCGCCCAGCGCUCACAGCCCUCCCCUAAUUCCAUAUCUAGCCCUGCCUCUAACUCCGCCCCCAAACCAUCAUCCGGCCGCUCCCCAUUUGCCAACUCCUCCUCCGCAUCAUCUUCCGGCUCCUCCUCCCCUGCAAGAGUGACAGCUCCGGCUCCGGCUCCGCCCCCAGCCUCAGCCACGCCUCAUUCGUCUGUUUAUAACACGCCCAUAAGCCUGUACUCCAAUCAGAACGCAUGUGAGGUUGCUAUGGGCCAGAGGCGUGGCCUAAUGGAGAGCAAAGGGGAGCAGCAGAACGGAACGGCCCGUAAGCCUGUGCUGGAGACGGAGGUGAACCAUGUUUCUCCACUCAGCGACGCCAGUAAGAAGCGUCUGAUUGAGGACACAGAGGACUGGCAUCCACGAACCGGCACCACUCAGUCCCGCUCCUUCAGGAUCCUGGCACAGAUCACCGGCACAGAGAACGAUCAAGCUCAGGAGAGCCGGCCUGGAAAGAAUGAGGCGGUGGAGGAUCUUCAGCCCAGCUCUCACUCCUCAUCUUCAGUGUUCACCAUGAGCAAGAGUCCUGCUGGAGCGACUCGACAGGGAAACGGCAUCAGUGCAGCUCCAGCCAAACACUGGCAGACCUCCAGCAGCAGCGGCGCAGGGUUUCCUAGAUCAGGUGGUGCAGGUGUGGCCCCGACGGGACCCUCAGCUGGACGGGGGGUCAGCAGCAGUGUUCCCAAGGGCCCUGAGCGGCCCGUGCCUCAGCCGCACCCCAGAGACCAGGACGAGUCUGUGGUGCAGAGAGCUGAACACAUGCCGGCCGGGACACGCACACCCAUGUGUGCUCACUGCAACACCGUCAUCAGGGGUCCGUUCCUGGUGGCGAUGGGUAAGUCGUGGCACAAGGAUGAGUUCACCUGCUCUCACUGCCGCAGCUCUCUGGCAGACGUGGGCUUCGUGGAGGAGCGGGGGUCCGUGUACUGUGUGCUCUGCUAUGAGGAGUUCCUCGCUCCCACCUGCUUUCAGUGCCACAAGAAGAUCAUCGGAGAAGUCAUCAAUGCCCUGAAGCAAACCUGGCAUGUGAACUGCUUCCUGUGUGCGUCCUGCAAACAACCCAUCGGCAACAACACCUUCCACCUGGAGGACGGACAGCCGUACUGCGAGAAAGAUUAUUACUCCCUCUUCGGCACCGGCUGUCAUGGAUGUGACUUUCCCAUUGAAGCAGGAGACAAGUUUCUGGAGGCUCUGGGCUUUACCUGGCAUGACACCUGCUUUGUCUGCGCGGUUUGCAGCACGAGUCUGGAGGGUCAAACUUUCUUCUCCAAGAAAGACAAGCCACUGUGCAAGAAACACGCUCACACCGUCCAGUUCUGAUGAUGAUCCUCACCUUCAGCACCGCCGUGGCCUUCUUUCACUCUCUUCACAUGUGUUUUAGUACAGAAAUGUGUUUAGCUUGAUUUCCCUCAGAACGCUGAUCAUCAUGUGACAGAGACCGCUUACAGAGUACACAUUCAGAUAAAGUGCUUUUAGAGAUCAUCGUGAAGAUGCAAAUGUUCUAAAAUAAUAAAAAUAAUUCAAAUGUU